UUAUGAUGUCAGUUAUGGUUUAUUGUGCUAACGAUGUCACUAGUGGAUGAUGGCUUAAGUGGAAGUCGUUGAAAAAAAUCUCGUCUCACUAUUUAAAUAACGUCGUGACGACUUUAGCUUAACAUUGUUAAAUCGCAUUGCAUUAUUGUUAAGGACAAUUCACUCGAAUAAAGAUUCAAAGAAGAUGAAAUCUACGAAAUGCGAUGAUGCAAAUGAAUACCUCAAACUACUUUUGAAUGAGGCUGCAACAGUACCAGUAGACGAUUCACCGGAUUAUGUAUUGGAAUUGCCUCCAUUCUAUGAUGAGCAAAAAUUCCAAAGGGCUCAAAAGAUGUACGCCACUAAUCGGUUUGCAUGCUUUACUAGUAUGCUCGUUGGAUUACUAGGUCUUCUUGCGGUUCCAUCUAUCUUUAAUGUGUUAGUUGCCACUAAAAAUUCGUCCAAUGCUCUAAGAGCUUAUCGUCGUUACAUGGCCACCAUUUUUCAUACUGUUAACUGGUUCAGAUAUGAUUUAAAGCCAAGCACCGAAUGUUGGAAAUCUCUCGCUAAAGUUCGAAAAAUUCACUUUUAUUCAAGUACCAAAACGGAAAAAAUGGGAAUCGGUAUAAUUUCGCAAAAAGAUAUGGCAUUUACUCAAUUUGCAUUCAUGGGGUUUUUUGUGCUAAAAAGAAGGGAGCUCGGAUUAAUAUAUGAUGAAUAUGACCUUGAUGCAUUUUGUCACUUUUGGCGUGUAUUAGGUUACAUGUUAGGCAUCAAAGAUGAUUUUCUCUUUGUUAGGUAUAACAUUUGCAAAGAAACCUUUAGAGAAACGGAAGAUCGUCUAGAGGCAAUUCGAAGUCAAAUUUAUCGACCUUACAUUCAAAAAUGCACACAAGACUUUAUCACCAUGACAAAGGACCUCAUCGAAGGAUUUUGGUGUUUUAACCCCAUGCUAGAUUACGAUUCUUUUAUGUAUUUUGUAAAGUAUCUCACAGGUAUCGAAGAGUACUCCUACUGGUCUAGUACAGGCUCAAGAAAUAUCAAAAGCUUGAAUUGGUAUAGCAGAUUAAUUUUAUAUUUGUUAGUAACUGUUCACUGCGUUCUUCUUGAUUUUUGGAUCUUCCGGAUGUACUAUAACUUUCAAAUUUUAUAUUCAGAGUUUCUCAUUAAAUAUUUCCCUUUUUUAGCUUUCUAUAAAUUUGGUAUUAAAGAAUCUUACGUUAGAAUUUAAUAUUUUUCAUAGACUAAAUUAGUGUGCCUUAUACACAUGUUACUGUUACUUUACACUGUUAUGUCAAAGGACAAAAAAGGAAUCUGAAACUUUUUUUAUUGAAUUAUAUUUUUAUUUCUGAUGCUCAAAUAUGUAUUUUUUCUGUUAAGAUUUUAAUGUUA
Culicoides brevitarsis is the source of this 1371-nucleotide messenger RNA. RefSeq lists its product as uncharacterized. The transcript has 4 exons. NCBI's taxonomy places the organism in Eukaryota, Metazoa, Arthropoda, Insecta, Diptera, Ceratopogonidae. The record is from RefSeq and is a predicted model, not a curated record. The coding region runs from base 185 to 1210 and encodes 341 amino acids. Gene Ontology annotation, molecular function: oxidoreductase activity.